This is a messenger RNA of Trichoplusia ni (cabbage looper), 1561 nucleotides long. Its product is annotated as vanin-like protein 2. Lineage: Eukaryota; Metazoa; Arthropoda; Insecta; Lepidoptera; Noctuidae. The transcript has 9 exons. The coding region runs from base 94 to 1449 and encodes 451 amino acids. The record is from RefSeq and is a predicted model, not a curated record.
UAAUAAAGCAUAACCGCGCCGGCCGCCAUUGCAGUAGGACGCACAUUCGAAUAUAGAAUUGUAUUUAAUUUUAAUUUUGUGCCAGUGAAUAAAAUGACAAUGAAGCUUUUUGGCAUAGUGUUUGGUUUCCUGUGUGUGAAUUUUGCGAUUGCCAGUGAGAUUUACAAAGCAGGUGUGAUACAUGGACAAAAAGAAAUUCACUCAUUCAAACAUUUAAUAGACGAUGCUUCAAAAAUGGAUGUGGAUAUCCUAGUUCUGCCAGUACAGGAACCAUCAGAAAUGUCAUCCUACGAUGAGGCGAUAAAAACAAUAUCCGAGGCAGCAAAACAGGCAGGAUUGUACGUAGUCCUGAAUGUGUUCGAGAACACUCACUGCCAACAUGGAAAGGAGACCAUCAGGAGUAACCUGGUGUUCGACAGAGAAGGAGCUAUUGUUGCUGUUUACAGGAAACCAGUGAACCCGUUUACUAACUGCACGACAUCGUCCUCUGACCUCGUGACCUUUACGACGGACUUCGGAGUGACCUUCGGACUUCUAAUGGAGGAAGACCUGGUUCUACGCGAACCUCAGCAUUUGAGGGGUUUGAAGAACUUCGUGAUGGCUGGUGUCUGGCAGUCUGAGAUACCUAUGUUGAGUGCUCCGCAGUUUUCACCAGCUUGGUCUUAUGUCAACAACGUCAACUUGCUGACUAACUUUGGUGUUUACCCCGGAAAGACAAGCCAGCUUGAUUCAGAAGAAUUGUCAGUUUUUGAACUACAGAAAAAUGGAGGAGAUGAUAACACUUUAACACCAGCGAUCUUAAAAACCCAUCCCAGUGAAGAUCUGAGCCAGUACGUUAUAAAGCCAUUGGACUUGCAAGCCAGCAACAAAGGCGUGCACGAUACAGUCUGCCACACAGGUUUCUGCUGCAACUUCUAUGUGAAAACUGCAGUUCGAGAUGCGAACCCUGAAAUUACCUACAGUUUGGCAGCGUUUAACGGUGUCCGCCAAUACAGUGCCUCACACAACAUUGGUACACAGAACUGUGGUGUGUUUGCCUGCACUGGGAAUCAGAAGAAUUGUGUGUCUGGAUUACAAAAGAGCACAGUCACAUUCGAAAGAAUCUCCAUCGCUGCCAACUUCACGAAACAAACCUUACAGUACCCAAUCAUACAAACAGCGCUACCAACCGAAGAGAUAACAUUCGAUGUGAAAUUCGAUGGAACCUCAAAUCAGGUAACACUGAACAUUGUCGAUGGUCAAAGCAUAGACAACUUUGGAAUUUUCGGCAGAGAUUUCUCCAAAGAUUUUGAAUCAAAUUAUGUUUUUGGUGUAAACAAUACUACGAAAACCGAAGGCGUCUACGACUUUAUUUUUAACGAAGAAUUUCAAGAAGUAGUAGAUUAUAUUUGGAUACGUUUGAGAGUUUUAAUUGUAGUUGUUUCUAUUUAUAUUUUGGAAAUGAUGUAAGUUUUUAUUGUUUAUUUGUUGGAUAAGGCUGAAUUUUAAUGUUAUUUUGAAGAUUGAAGACUGUAUGAAUGUCGUGAUUAGGAUAAGAGAUAAAUGUGUUAUUAUUUCAUAG